GAACCAUCGCUAAGUUAUCGAUAUUUAAGCAGAGUCAUAGGGAAAAUAUACACAGCGCAGCGAAAAGUAAAGUGCGAAUCAGUGCGUUUUUCUGGUCAACGAACAGCCGAACCCAAAGUAUAAUCCCCAUGUCCGGCUCCGGUCUCGACGAGAAUCCCUUCGGGGAGCCCAACCUGGACAAUCCGUUUGCGGAUCCCGCCAUCCAGCAGGCAAGAAGCUCACGGGGCGCCCUCGUCUCUCUGGAAGAUUAUAAUCCCUUCGAGGAGCAGGCCAAGCCGCAGCUGCAGAUAAACUCUACGAACACGGCGGCGGUUGUCCAGCCGCUGUCGCAGAACAUUCCGCCCCCGCAGACCAGUUCCCUGGGCGCCUCGGCGCCAAGCACCAGCAUACAGAUCACCUCGGAGGAGCUGCAGCGCCGGCAGGAGGAACUGGAUCGCAAAGCCGCCGAGCUGGACCGUCGCGAGCAGCAGCUACAGGGCAAUGUGGCGCAGCUAAACAACUGGCCACCGCUGCCGGACAACUUCUGCGUGAAGCCGUGCUUCUACCAGGACUUCGAGGUGGAGAUACCGCCAGAGUUCCAGAAACUGGUCAAGCGAUUGUACUACAUUUGGAUCUUUUACACCAUGACGUUGUUGGCCAACGUGAUCGGAGGUCUAAUAUUGCUGUUCCAUGCUGGCGAGUUCGAAACCUUCUUCCUGGCCAUCUUCUACACGUUGCUCUUCUCGCCCGCCUCAUACGUUUGCUGGUUCCGGCCAGCGUACAAGGCAUUCCGCAACGACUCGAGCUUUAACUUCAUGGUCUUUUUCUUCAUUUACUUCUUUCAAACGUUGUACUCGAUUGUCCAGGCAGUGGGCUUCAACAAGAAUGGCUAUUGUGGCUUUAUUACAGCGAUCAAUCAGUUCGAUGGCAACGCGUCGGGUAUUAUUGUUGGUAUACUGCUGCUGAAUGUGGCCUUCUGUUUUACUGCGGUGGCCGUGGCCAAUGUGCUGAUGAUCACCAAGAUACAUUCGAUCUAUCGCAGUACAGGUGCCAGUAUGGCCAAGGCCCAGGCGGAGUUCACCACCGAGUUUCUGCGCAAUCAGCAUGUCCAGGAGGCAGCCUCCUCGGCCGUUAAUACGGCCAUCAAUUCGCAGUUCAACAACAGCAGGUACUAAGGACACACAGCACUCCAGGGAUCUGAUCAAAUCAAAAGGAGAAUCAAUCAAUCAACCAUGAACUCAAGCACUCAUCCUGCUAAGCUGAGACAGAAAGAGAUGAUAGCCGCGCCACAGAGAUAGACAGAGAGAGAGGUGACACAGCUAGAAAGAUAAAGAAGCAACAAGAUUUAAUGAAUAUUAAAAAUAGCUUGAAAAUAUGAGCAAAAAGAUUAACAUACAACUAAAGCAAGCAUUGGAGCAAGGAACUAAAAUAACUAUUUGCUUUUGUGCAUAAACAAUUCCUAGAAUGCCGUCGUCUUUAUUACAAAUAAUUACUGUAAUGAUAAUACACAAAAACACAAACAAUGCAUUAACAAUAUUUAUAAAACAGCGCGAAACUAAACUUAGAACUUUAACUGAAACUGAAACGAAACAAAUAACAAAAAAGUCAAGUGAAAUGAAAUGAAAACUAAAGCGGCCCACGAUGCCUUCGACACACAGCUGCAGCGGAUUGGGAAGACAGGAUAACUUAAUCGUAUGAUAUGAUACAUACAUGCCUCCAAAUACAAUAUCUAGACUAAAUUAUUGUGUGUGUGCGAGUCCUGUGAAAUAAUUGGAUUAUGAAAUUACCCUAAAAAAGUCACGCGAAAGGGAUGACGCUGAUUAUGAUGCUGCUGCUGCUGCUGAUAAUGAUGAUGUUUUCUAGUUCUUUAAGUCAUUAAAACGAUAUAGGAAUAUCUCCCACUCCCCCCCACACACAUGCAACACACACACACACAUAUAUAUAUAUAUACGAUCUUAUAUAUAUUUAUAUAUAUAUAUACAAACAUAUAAUAUAAAUAAUAUAUUUAACGCUUACAUUAUAGAACUUUAUCACUUGUCGCCUUGGCCGGAGACAACAAGAAAGCGAAAUUCAUUUUUCAUCCAAGCUGUGGUCCCCCGCCCUACGCCCUACGCCCUACGCCCUAAUCCUCACAUACAUAUAUAUAGCAUACGCCCCUCUAUACAGUCUCUGUUCCGCACUCACAUGAAAUGUCGUGUUUUUUUGUAAUCGUAAUUGUUAUAUAUUAUCUAUGUACAUGAAGACAGCAUAUAAAAUAUUGAUUCACUUAAGUAUUCACAUUUUUAGAUACAUUUUUUUGUCGUUUCGUUUUGCUUGCAAGUCAAAUUUUGUGUUACGACCUAUUUAAAACCAAAAUUUCAAACGGAUAAUGUGUAUUUGAAAUUCAAGCAAAAUUUAUGAUAAAUUCCAAAAUAAAUAUAAAAUACUUAUA
Molecule: messenger RNA, 2410 nt
Organism: Drosophila eugracilis
Lineage: Eukaryota; Metazoa; Arthropoda; Insecta; Diptera; Drosophilidae
Gene: Scamp
Product: secretory carrier-associated membrane protein 1
Exons: 5
Coding region: 129-1154 (341 amino acids)
Biological process (GO): protein transport
Cellular component (GO): trans-Golgi network membrane; recycling endosome membrane
Source: RefSeq, a predicted model, not a curated record